ACAGCAACGGAGGGCACAGAUCUGUUCACGGUACUGGUGCAUGAGCUUGGUCACGCCCUCGGACUGACCCAUUCAUCAGCACGCCAAUCUGUAAUGCGUCCAUACUACCAGGGGCCACUAGGAGACCCGUUACACUUUAGCCUGGGACACCAUGACCUUCAACUCAUCACAGCCCUUUAUGGUAAGAGGGGUAACCAUGUUCCAACGGACAGACCUCUUCUUGUGACGGAAGCUCAAUCGCGUCACAGACAUGGAGGAAUACACCGGCUCACACACAUGUACAGACAUGCUCACAGCCAUUUGGACAGUUCUGUGGAUCGCUGUAACACCAGUUUUGAUGCAGUUGCCAAGAUUCGAGGAGAGAUCUUCUUCUUCAAAGGGCAGAACAUGUGGAGAGUGAGCAGAGGUGGUCUGGUGUCAGUCAGGGCUGUUCCUGUACAGAGACUUUGGUCAGCACUUCCUUCUACACUGCCUCCACUGCGAGCGGUUAUGGAAAGACACACAGAUCAUGCCAUCAUCUUUAUCAGUGGUUCCCAGGUUUGGCUGUUUAAGGAUCUGUCACUCCAAGAGGGUUUCCCUCAGCCUCUGUCUACUCUGGCUCCUGAGGACUCAGAAGGAGGGUGGCAAGGAUUGCACUGGGACCCAAAGCAGGGUGUGGUGUGGGGGUCUGUGAGAGAGGAUGGAGAGCAAGGAGAGAAAAGCGAAGUCUGGAGAGAGCUCAUUGAAGAAGGAGUGAAUGGAAUCAUCAUGGAGAAUGCCGAUGAGAGAGAAAGGACUGGGGACUUUAAGGGUUCAACCUAUCUUUUCAAAGGCAAUUCCUACUGGAAAUUUACUCACCCAGGCUCCGCCCCUGAAGAAGGAUACCCUCGGAUUCUGGCCACUGAUUGGUUGGACUGCCCUCAGCCUUCCUCUUACAGCCCCCGUGACAUCUCUUUGAUCUCCCACUACGGUCAACAGGAGCUUCGUGAGCAGAAAGGGCAAAGAAUAAUCGACCAGAUCAGGCACAAUGACAAAACCGAAAGAGAUAAACCUUAUCGCUGGGACUGUCCAUGUCUAAACAGUGCAGUGACUCAAAGUGGACCUAUUUUACUGCCCAUUUUAUUUCUGAUCACUGGGACUUGUAAUCCAUCACUUUAAUUUUUUCCACAUCCAAGUUUACAUAGUCAUACCCCAAAAUAAAGUUUUCCUUGACUUUCAAUCUCUGACCAAAGGAAGUGACUACAAUAGUUGGUAAGAAGAUUUCUAACAACCACUAAACAUUAAUGAUUUACAGUUCACAGAGUCUGUCAGCUCACUAAAGAUUUUACUAAAGACGGCAAAUAAUAUUGUGCUAGAGUUUAAAAGUAUAACAAUAUAUACAUGUAGUAUUUUGAUUCUGAAGAUGUAGAGAGCAAAUGUCAUAAAAUGACUUGACCAUAAAAUGUCAUAAAAUGAUGUUCAAAAUGUGAUUUAUUCAUACAUUCCCUUAUUAAAAUAGUUUGAGAAUUUUGAUUAAUCAUGAAGUGCAUAUAAAAAUGACUGUGCUUGUCAUACACUUGGGAAUUACCAAUGUACUUUUAUAAGAUAAUGUACUACUGUGGGAAGGAUGGUCAAAUAA
Sinocyclocheilus grahami is the source of this 1597-nucleotide messenger RNA. RefSeq names its product matrix metalloproteinase-17-like. Gene Ontology annotation, cellular component: extracellular matrix. The record is from RefSeq and is a predicted model, not a curated record. Gene Ontology annotation, biological process: proteolysis; extracellular matrix organization; collagen catabolic process. The transcript is spliced from 6 exons. The annotation marks the transcript as partial. Lineage: Eukaryota; Metazoa; Chordata; Actinopteri; Cypriniformes; Cyprinidae. Gene Ontology annotation, molecular function: zinc ion binding; metalloendopeptidase activity.